GAGUACCUCAAGGCUCAGUUCUAGGGCCGCUACUCUUCAUGCUUUAUAUGUUACCCUUGGGAGAUAUCAUCAGGAAACAUGGUGUUAGCUUUCACUGUUAUGCUGAUGAUACGCAGCUCUAUAUUUCCUCGCAGCCCGGUGAAACACACCAAUUUGAAAAACUAAUGGAAUGCAUAGUCGAUAUAAAAAAUUGGAUGACGAGUAAUUUCUUACUGCUAAAUUCAGAAAAAACAGAGGUGUUAAUCAUAGGGCCUAAAAACUCUACUUGUAAUAACCUAGAACACUGUCUAAGACUUGAUGGUUGCUCUGUCAAUUCUUCGUCAUCAGUUAGGAACCUAGGUGUGCUACUUGAUCGCAAUCUUUCCUUAGAAAGCCACGUUUCUAGCAUUUGUAAAACUGCAUUUUUCCAUCUCAAAAAUAUAUCUAAAUUACGGCCUAUGCUCUCAAUGUCAAAUGCAGAAAUGUUAAUCCAUGCAUUUAUGACUUCAAGGUUAGACUAUUUUAAUGCUUUAUUGGGUGGUUGUUCUGCACGCUUGGUAAACAAACUACAGCUAGUCCAAAAUGCAGCAGCAAGAGUUCUUACUAGAACCAGGAAGUAUGACCAUAUUAGCCCGGUCCUGUCCACACUGCACUGGCUCCCUAUCAAACAUCGUAUAGAUUUUAAAAUAUUGCUUAUUACUUAUAAAGCCCUGAAUGGUUUAGCACCUCAGUAUUUGAAUGAGCUCCUUUUACAUUAUACUCCUCUACGUCCGCUACGUUCUCAAAACUCAGGCAAUUUGAUAAUACCUAGAAUAUCAAAAUCAACUGCGGGCGGCAGAUCCUUUUCCUAUUUGGCGCCUAAACUCUGGAAUAACCUACCUAACAUUGUUCGGGAGGCAGACACACUCUUGCAGUUUAAAUCUAGAUUAAAGACCCAUCUCUUUAACCUGGCAUACACAUAACAUACUAAUAUGCUUUUAAUAUCCAAAUCCGUUAAAGGAUUUUUAGGCUGCAUUAAUUAGGUAAACCGGAACCGGAAACACUUCACAUAACAUGUACCUUCUACAUCAUUAGAAGAAUGGCAUCUACGCUAAUAUUUGUCUGUUCUUCUCUUGUUCCGAGGUCACCGUGGCCACCAGAUCCAGUCUGUGUCCAGAUCAGAGGGUCACUGCAGUCGCCAGGAUCCAGUACGUAUCCAGACCAGAUGGUGGAUCAGCACCUAGAAAGGACCUCUACUGCCCUGACAGACAGCGGAGACCAGGACAACUAGAGCCCCAGAUACAGAUCCCCUGUAAAGACCUUGUCUCAGAUGACCACCAGGACAAGACCACAGGAAACAGAUGAUUCUUCUGCACAAUCUGACUUUGCUGCAGCCUGGAAUUGAACUACUGGUUUCGUCUGGUCAGAGGAGAACUGGCCCCCCAACUGAGCCUGGUUUCUCCCAAGGUUUUUUUCUCCAUUCUGUCACCGAUGGAGUUUCGGUUCCUUGCCGCUGUCGCCUCUGGCUUGCUUAGUUGGGAUCACUUCAUCUACAGCGAUAUCAUUGACUUGAUUGCAAAUAAAAACAGAUACUAUUUAAACUGAACAGAGAUGACAUAACUGAAUUCAAUGAUGAACUGCCUUUAACUAUCAUUUUGCAUUAUUGAGACACUGUUUUCCAAAUGAAUGUUGUUCAGUGCUUUGACACAAUGUAUUUUGUUUAAAGCACUAUAUAAAUAAAGGUGAUUGAUUGAUUGAU
Carassius gibelio (silver crucian carp) is the source of this 1717-nucleotide messenger RNA. RefSeq lists its product as uncharacterized. Lineage: Eukaryota; Metazoa; Chordata; Actinopteri; Cypriniformes; Cyprinidae. The record is from RefSeq and is a predicted model, not a curated record. The coding region runs from base 39 to 941 and encodes 300 amino acids. The transcript has 2 exons.